Molecule: messenger RNA, 4328 nt
Organism: Lactuca saligna
Lineage: Eukaryota; Viridiplantae; Streptophyta; Magnoliopsida; Asterales; Asteraceae
Source: the annotation of a GenBank genome assembly
AUGAUGGAGCGACAAAGGGACAGAGAUGGAGAUGAUAAAUAUAAGAGAAGAAGAGAUGAUGAUAGAUACAGGAGUGAAAGAGACAGUCAAGAUAGGAGGCUCAACAAUAAGAGUGAUGAAGAAGAUGCAGAUGGUAGGAGGGGACGAGAUAGGAACAAGGAAAUUGUUAAGGAUAGGAACAGGAAUAGGAGUGAUGAUGAAGAUGCAAAUGAUAGGAGGAGAAGAGAUAGGAGGCGUGGUGAUGAUUAUGCUAAUGAUAGGAGGAGGAGAAGAGAUGACUGGAGUGACAAUGAAGAUAAAAAUGAUAAAAGGAGAGACAAAAAGAAAGAUAAAGGUAGGGAUGAGGAAGAUGAUAAUGACAGGAGAAGAGGAAGGAGGGAUGAUGCUGAUGAAGAUGGUAAUGAUAGGAGGAACAAGGAAAGGAAUGAAGAUAGGAGGAAAAGAGGUAGGAGCAAGGACAUAAGGAGUGAUGAUGAGGAUGGACAUGAUAAGAACAACAGAAACAAGAAAAGAAUUGAUGAUCAAAGUGAUGAAGAAGUUGGUGAAAUCAGGAUAACAGGGAAAAAGAAUGAGGACAUAAGUGAUGAAGAAGAUGGUGAGAUCAGGAAAAGUGGUAGAAAAGGGAAGUAUGAUGAUACGAGUGAUAAGGAAAUUGGUGAAAUCAGGAAGAGAGGGAGAAAGGGUAAGGAUAAAAGGAGUGAUGAUGAAGAUGAUAAAUACAAAAGGAGAAGGAAUAGGAACAAAGAUGAAAAGAAUGAUGAUGAAGAUGACAGGAGACAAGAUUAUAAAAGGGACAGAAAGAGGAAUGGUGAUCAUAAAGAUAGAAGAAGAACUGAUGAUGAUGAUGUGUCAAAGCAUAAAGGGGAUGAAAAUGGGGAUAAAGAAAAACCUGAUGAAGGCCCAAGAUUCCAAAAGCUAGCUGAUUUGCAAGAAGGCAUGACUAAUUUAGGAAAGAGUGGAGGGGUGUAUAUUCCACCAUUUAAGUUGGCUCGUAUGAUGAGUGAAUUUCAAGAUAAAAGCAGUAUGGAAUAUCAAAGAAUGACAUGGGAUGCGUUAAGAAAGAGUAUAAAUGGUUUGGUCAACAAGGUCAACGCCACAAACAUCAAAAACAUCAUCCCAGAGUUGUUUGCUGAAAAUCUGAUAAGAGGAAGAGGACUUUUUUGUCGAUCAUGCAUGAAGUCCCAAAUGGCAUCUCCUGGUUUUACAGAUGUUUUUGCAGCUCUGGUUGCUGUUGUAAACACCAAAUUCCCUGAAGUUGGAGACCUUCUGCUCAGAAGGAUUAUCUUGCAGCUUCAAAGGGCAUAUAAGAGAAAUGACAAGGUGCAAGUUGUUUGUUUCAUCUACCUGUGACUUCUUUUUUAUGAGAAUUAGUAUAUUUUUUGUAUUUAUACUGACACAAAGUGUUUUCACAGCCUCAAUUACUUGCUGCAGUCAAGUUUAUAGCUCAUUUGGUCAACCAACAAGUAGUUCAUGAGCUUAUUGCUCUUGAACUACUCACAACUCUACUAGAAAAUCCAACUGAUGAUAGCGUGGAGGUUGCUGUUGGUUUUGUUACAGAAUGUGGAUCAAUACUUCAGGAUCUAUCUCCCCGAGGUUUGCAUGGUGAGUAUUAAUAUUAUUAGUAUUUUUUUUUUCUUUAUCUUCUAAAAGUACAUUGUUCUUUUGAUUUGUCAUUGUUGACAUAUAUUGAAUUCCCUUUGUUCUAAAUUAUUCAGGUAUCUUUGAGCGAUUUCGUGGGAUUCUUCAUGAGGGAGAGAUCGACAAAAGGGUGCAGUUCUUGAUUGAAGGUCUAUUUGCAUUAAGAAAAGCCAAGUUUCAGGUUUAAAAUCUUAAAAUCUUGUCAUAUCUUAUUACUAUUGACAACUAAAAUAUAUAUAUUUAAUCUCCAAACAUGUUACGUUUGCUUUACUACACAGGGGCAUCCAGCUGUACGUCCAGAGUUGGAUCUUGUUGAGCUGGAAGAUCAGUUGACACAUGAAGUAUCUCUUCUAGAUAAAAUUGAUCCAGAGAUUGCCCUAGGUACCUAAUUUAUUUAUAAAUGAAUUUUCCAUUAUGUAGGUGUAAAGUGUAUAAAAACAGUAUUAUUUGUUGUUUGUAGAUAUUUUCAAGAUGGAUCCUGAUUUCAUUGAGAAUGAAAAGAAGUAUGAAGACCUGAAGAAAACAAUUCUUGGCGAUGAAUCUGAAGAAGAAGGUGGUGGGGAGGAUUCAGAUUCAGAUUCAGAUUCAGAUGAUGAAGAUGAAUCUUCAGAAGAAGAAGAAGAUGAAGAGCAAAUGAGAAUCAGAGAUGAAACAGAAACAAAUCUUGUCAAUCUUCGAAGAACAAUCUACCUAACAAUCAUGUCAAGUGUUGACUUUGAAGAAGCCGGUCAUAAACUCCUCAAAAUCAAACUCGAACCCGGACAGGAGGUAAGAAGAAUGGAAUCAUUCAUUCCAUUCCGAAUUCGAUACAAUUAAACUAAAAGUCUAAGUUUUGGUUGUGCACAGAUGGAGCUAUGCAUAAUGCUACUGGAAUGCUGCAGUCAAGAGAGAACAUAUCUUCGUUACUAUGGUCUUUUAGGUCAAAGGUUCUGCAUGAUCAACAAAGUCUAUCAAGAAAACUUUGAAAAAUGUUUUGUUCAGCAAUACUCCAUGAUCCACCGCCUCGAGACCAACAAACUCCGGAAUGUCGCGAAAUUCUUCGCGCAUCUCCUCGGCACUGACGCCUUGCCUUGGCAUGUCUUGGCUUACAUCCGUCUCACUGAAGAAGACACCACUUCCUCUUCUAGAAUCUUCAUCAAGAUCCUCUUCCAGGUAUUUUUACUUUUACUUUUUUCUUUUUAAUUAUUAUUAUUAUUAAAAAAAAUUACCUUUUUACCCUUUUCCUUACAGGAGCUGUCUGAGCAUCUUGGGAUUCGGCUGUUGAACGAGCGGUUGAGUGAGCCGGUGAUGCAAGAGGAUUUUGAGUCGAUUUUCCCGAGAGAUAAUCCCAAGAACACGCGUUUUUCCAUCAAUUUUUUUACUUCCAUUGGGCUUGGUGGGAUUACCGAGAAUUUGAGGGAGUAUCUCAAGAAGAUGCCGCGUCUUAUCAUGCAACAAAAGCCUGUGUCGGAAUCCGAUUCCGGUUCCGGUUCUGAUUCCGAUUCCGAUUCCGGUUCCGAUUCUAGUUCGGAGAGCGAGAGUGAGAGUGAUCAUAAGAGCAGCAAGCGCCGAAAGAAACGUUAGCAUGUUUACAUGUAUUGUUGUUUAUGUUGAGAAGAAAUUGAAUAUCUGGUUGCAUGAAAAGAUGUUAAGGACUAUUUGUUUUUGGAGGUUUGUUCUAUUUGAUUGUAAAGUUAUAUGAUUUUCAGCAAACUGGAUCUCAAUGUGUAAAAUCUGUAAUGGUUUUGUGAUUUUGUUUUUAAAGAAUUUUUUUUUUAUGGGAGAUCAAUUUUCAGAAAGCUUAAAAGAACAUGGAAAAUUUGUUGAGGUUUAUACAUGGAUCAACACAACUCACAACUUGGUGACAUGUUGAAACUAAAGUUUCUGAUGCAAUCCAUAGACAACAUUUAUGCAAUUAAUAAAUAUGGGAACAUGCAAUGUAAAAAUUAUAAGUUGUAUCAUGUCAUUUAAUUUGUGUUAUUUGUAUUAACUAAUUAUGUGGUAGCAAGUUUACUAAAAGUGCAUUGGUAUUUAUUGUCGUUUUGUUUUAACCUUCCUAUCUUCAAAGACCACAAACACAUUGUCCAUUUAUUUACUCCCUUCUUUUCAUCUAAUGCUAUUCUGUUGUUAUCCAGGUAUUCUUGAGCCUUUUCGUGGGAUUCUUCACGAGGGAGAGAUAGACAAAAGGGUUCAGUUCUUGAUUGAAGGUCUUUUUGCAUUAAGAACAUGCCAUCCAGCCAUUCAUCCAGAGUUGGAUCUUGUUGAAACUGACACAUAAAGUAUCUCUUCUAGAUAACGAUUCAAAUAUUUUCCAUGUUUUUCAAUAUAUGGCUGUAUAACACUAUCUCUUGUGCAUUGUAGAUGUUUUCAAUCUGGAUUCUAAUUUCCUGGAGAACGAAAAGUGAUAUGAAGAUUUAAAGAGAAGCAUUCUUCGCGAUGAAUCCUCAUCUGAGGAUGAAGAGCAUUCUGAUGAUGUGUCUUCAGAAGAAAAGAAUGAAGAGCAAAUGAGAAGAAAAGAAUUUGAGAGAGUAUUUGAAGAAGUCAACACAUGAUAUUCUAAUUCUGAUUCUUGUAGUGGUAGUGAGGGGAAUAAUAAUUAGGAUCUUGACACAUAAUGAUUUUGAUACCUUGUUACAUGAAGAUGUUUAUAAGUAGGAGUUGUUUUUGAGGAUUCUUCUAUUUGAUUGUAACAUUAUGAUUUUCUUCAAGCC